CCCUUGCCUUAGUCCCUUACCUUAGUCGCUUACCUUCUCAACGUGUGCAUAUCGGCGCCGGAUCGGGCCCCAUACGACGUCAUCUCGCAUUUCCCACCCAAUAAAUCUCAAGCCGAUGUCCCCCUUCGGUCGCAACGGUGAUAUCGCCGGCGCCGGCACGCUCACGCCGCCGCCCACGACAGGCCGCAACUCGCCGCGCUUCUUCGGCAAGCUCAACACGUCCAUGAUCGAGUCCAAGUUCCUCGCGCACCCGGAAGACCUCGGCAUCGUCGCCGUCGGCUUCUCGGGCGGGCAGGGCAAGCCGGGCGUGGACGCGGCGCCGACGGCGCUGAUCGAGGCCGGCCUGCUGACGCAGCUGCGCGACGAGCUCGGCUACAACCUGCACGGCCACGACACCGUACACCUGUACAAUGACCUGGUCCCCGCGCAGGACCCGCCGCACCGCGGCAUGAAGAACCCGCGCGCCGUGUCGGCCGUCACGCGCCGCAUCGCCGGCCAGGUGUACGAGCACGCCCGCGAAGGGCGGCUGGUGCUGACGCUGGGCGGCGACCACAGCAUCGCCAUCGGCACCAUCGCCGGCACCGCUAAAGCCAUGCGCGAGCGGCUCGGCAGGGAGAUCGCCGUGAUCUGGGUCGAUGCGCAUGCCGACAUCAACACGCCCGAGACGAGCGGCAGCGGGAACGUCCACGGCAUGCCGGUCAGCUUCUUGACCGGUCUCGCCAGGGAGGACAAGGACGAGUUUUUCGGCUGGUUGAAGGACGAGCACCGGAUCAGCGUUAAGAAGCUGGUAUACAUCGGCCUGAGGGAUGUUGACCCGGGGGAGAAGCGGAUCUUGAGGGAGAACGGGAUCAAGGCGUUCAGCAUGUUCGAUAUCGACAAGUACGGCAUCGGCCGCGUCGUGGAGAUGGCGCUCGCGCACAUCGGCAACGACACGCCCAUCCACCUGUCGUUCGACGUCGACGCGCUCGAUCCCUUGUGGGCUCCCUCGACCGGCACGCCCGUGCGCGGCGGCCUGACGCUGCGCGAGGGCGACUUCAUCUGCGAGUCGGUGCAUCAGACGGGCAGCCUGGUGGCCGUCGACCUCGUCGAGGUCAACCCGCGCCUGGCGCCGGAGAACGACAUCGGAGCGCACGAGACGGUCAGGGCGGGCUGCUCCCUUGUCCGGUGCGCGCUCGGCGAGAGCUUGCUGUGAGGUGGUCAGAACGAAAACGGCGGAGGGAAUGCCGCGAGCUUCCUGCGGCUUUUUGGUUGGAUGUUGUCUUGCGUACGGAAU
Molecule: messenger RNA, 1273 nt
Organism: Thermothielavioides terrestris NRRL 8126
Lineage: Eukaryota; Fungi; Ascomycota; Sordariomycetes; Sordariales; Chaetomiaceae
Exons: 2
Coding region: 116-1192 (358 amino acids)
Cellular component (GO): cytoplasm; cytosol; nucleus
Molecular function (GO): manganese ion binding; arginase activity
Source: RefSeq, a predicted model, not a curated record